Messenger RNA from Aegilops tauschii subsp. strangulata, 699 nucleotides. NCBI's taxonomy places the organism in Eukaryota, Viridiplantae, Streptophyta, Magnoliopsida, Poales, Poaceae. The record is from RefSeq and is a predicted model, not a curated record.
AUGUCCCGCGCUUGGGAUGAUGGCGAGGCGCGACGCAAGUGCCGGUACGAGGAGUGCCGCGACCCGCCUCGCCCCUCCCCUGACUCCCUCCGCCGCGAGGAGGACCUGCGCCGGGAGCUCCGCGGCCACGAGCGCGACGCCCCCCGCCCGUCUGCCAGGGAGGAUCGUCGGGACGCACGCCGGUCGCCUGACCGAUGCGCGUGGCGUGGCCGGUCGCGGUUCCCCCCUCCUGCCACGGGUGGACGGACGACUCGCCGCCGCUCCCCCUCUCCGGUGCACCGUCCCGACCGAUCUCCCUCCCCGUCCCGACAACAACGCCCUCGCUCUCCGCGCCCUCCCGCUCCGGAUCCGGCGGCCCCUGCACGGAAAUAUGUCCCGCCCACGCCUCCUCCUCGGCCGCUCCUCCCGCUUCGGGUGCCGUGGGUGGGGGGCAGCCCCGAGGAUGCCAAGGGACAUCCAAGAAGAAGAAGCGGCGUGGACAGGGCCGGGCUACGCUCAACCUGGCCGGGCGCAAUCCUCCUGUCCCCGGCUCCUCUCCGCCCCCGGGUCCGGUGUCCGGCCUCCCCGGUCCACCGUGCUUCAACUGUGGUGUCGUCGGCCAUUCUCAAGUCAACUGUGUCAACCCCGCCUGCUGCUACAUCUGCAAGGACCCCCACCCCGCCAUCCUUUGCCCGGACCGGCCGAUUCCCGACAAGCUAA